GUCUGUGCCUUGGGUCGAUGGCCAAGAUGAGAGGUACCCUCUGCUUACUCCUUGCUCAGCCCCUGUCUACCCCCUCCACAUCAGACUUCAGCCUCUGGUCCCUCUUGUUGUCCCCAGUGCCUGGCAGCACUAAAUCCAGGAGAGUUGGCACUGCUGCCACUGGUGUGUCUGGGGCUCUUCCAGCCAUGGCACGGUGCCAGUGCCCAGCACUCAUGGUGUUGCUCCCCCAGGAAGCAGAAAGGAACGCACGGGAGCUGGUGGCAGAGGAGGAGCGCAUCAAGAAGAAGGCAGAGAAGAAGAGGCUGAAGAAGAAAAAGCAGAAGGACCGGAAGAAACGGGAGAAAUUGGCACAAGAGCAGAAAAGUGCACUGCAGGCCAAGCCGAGCACCCCGGAUGCAGACGUUGAACACCCUCAAACCAGCAGUGCUGAGAAAGAGUGUCCAGACCCCAACCCCUCUGCAGGCCCCAGGGACUCCUUGGGCAAGGAGGAAGGAGGCCAGAAAACUAGGGUAGAGGAGCUGGAGGAUGAGCUGGACCUGAGCUGCUCCUUCGUCUCCAAAGCCCGGGAGAAAGCAGGUGUCAGGCUGCCAGGGCCCACCAAAGAGAAGCCAGACAGAGCAGACAGCACCAAGCCAGGCAGGAAAGUGCCAGGGAAGGUGCCUAAGCCUGAGCCCCUGGAUACAAGUGUGGUGGAGCAGAGCCUGGUUCUUGCAGGCCGUGGCAAUGAGGCUGCUCAGCAGGGCCGGUACGCCGAGGCGGUGCAGGCCUUCACCGAGGCCGUGAGGCUGAACCCCCAGGAGCACCGGCUCUUUGGGAACCGCUCAUACUGCUACGAGAAGCUGCAGCGCUACGAGGAAGCCCUCAGGGAUGCACAGGAGUCGCUGCGCCUCCAGCCUGGCUGGCCCAAAGGCUUCUUCCGCAAGGGCAAAGCGCUGCGGGGGCUGCAGCUCUACGCUGAGGCCGCCCGCACCUUCGAGAAGCUGCUGCACCAGGAUGGGGCCAAUGCCGAAGUGGCCUCUCAGCUCAAGGCCUGCCGUGCCCUGCUCCUGCAGGGCAGCCACCAGAGCAGCCCAGGAGGGAUUCCCCUGUCCCCAUCACCACUAGAGGCCACAGAGCCACCACUGUCUUCCUCUGGUAAGUGA
This is a messenger RNA of Dryobates pubescens (Downy woodpecker), 1142 nucleotides long. RefSeq names its product tetratricopeptide repeat domain 31 (gene TTC31). NCBI's taxonomy places the organism in Eukaryota, Metazoa, Chordata, Aves, Piciformes, Picidae. The transcript is spliced from 9 exons. The record is from RefSeq and is a predicted model, not a curated record. The coding region runs from base 18 to 1142 and encodes 374 amino acids. Gene Ontology annotation, molecular function: protein binding.